GUCGGCGCCGUGCGCGGCUCUCGCGCUGUGGUGGGCAGGAAACUGUCCAACCGCAUUCUCACGGCACUGGUCGCACGCUCUGCACGAGGGAUGGUCCAACGGCGAGGAUGGAAGCCCAUCGUGGAGAAGACCAUGGAGGAGGUUGGACGAGACUUCUGCUUGGGCUAUCUCGUGGAGCCCUCCGCAGCGACCGCGACCCCGCGGAUCUCGGUGCUCUCCAGAGGGAAGCAUGUGGAGGAGGUGCCGAACGCACGCAUCCUGCGGUCGAAGUGA
Messenger RNA from Symbiodinium necroappetens, 273 nucleotides. NCBI's taxonomy places the organism in Eukaryota, Dinophyceae, Suessiales, Symbiodiniaceae. The record is from the annotation of a GenBank genome assembly.